Xiphias gladius (swordfish) is the source of this 3473-nucleotide messenger RNA. It is a transcript of the gene bmp3, whose product is annotated as bone morphogenetic protein 3. NCBI's taxonomy places the organism in Eukaryota, Metazoa, Chordata, Actinopteri, Istiophoriformes, Xiphiidae. The coding region runs from base 400 to 1794 and encodes 464 amino acids. The record is from RefSeq and is a predicted model, not a curated record. The transcript is spliced from 3 exons. Gene Ontology annotation, biological process: SMAD protein signal transduction; BMP signaling pathway; osteoblast differentiation. Gene Ontology annotation, cellular component: extracellular region. Gene Ontology annotation, molecular function: cytokine activity; growth factor activity.
UACCAAGCACAACAUGCUUUACCUUCAAUGAAAGCUGAGACGGGGGCACGGUUGGCUGCUGGACCCGAAGUCAGCUCAGAGCUCGUAUACAAAACCGGGAGCGUCGGUGUUUUAGCAGCGUAGUUCUCCUGCAUCUGCUUCUUGACACCUUCCGCCGUGCGCUUUGGGACUUUUAUCCUUUACUGACUGUAGCACGUUUAGACCUGCAACGCAGAGACAACUGGGACAACGCUGCUGUUUGCCGUGACUGGUGUCAGAGGUGAUGGUAUCAUUUCCCUACAGAGGACUAUUCCUCAGGUGAUGGUAUGUCUUUCCGGAGAUAGGGGACCACUCUUGGAAACGUGCUAGGUUUUCCACAACUGAUCCAUUUUCUGUCGCUACCUUCGCUCGGGCUCAAGCAUGGCUCUCUACUCUCGGUUUGUGGUCGUGCUGCUUUACGGAUGGAGUUAUCUGUGCGUUGGAUACUGCGCGAUGCUGAAGACCGAUAAUAUCCCCGAGAGACGAAGGGUGGAUUUUACGCACUCGGUGGAUAAAAAGCCCCCUGUAAAGGAAGACCAGGAUCUGCUUUUACGGGAUACAAUGACGGAACACAUGCAGAUGCUUUACGCGAAGUACAACCGGGCGGGAUUUCCCUUCAAGGACGGCAACACUGUCCGCAGUUUCAAGGCGCACUGGGGUACUAUAAACAAGAAGCAGCUGCAGAUUUUCAACCUCACCUCCCUCACCAAGUCAGAAGAUGUUCUGUCGGCCACUCUUCAUUAUUACAUCGGAGACCUUCAAAACACCACCCAGGGCUGCUCCAGAUCCAAAAGCUGUGGCCGCCAUGGCCCCCGGAGGCACAGCCACAUCCACAUGGUCAUCUGGAGUUUUGCCUCCGUGGAUAACAAGAUGAGGACUCUCGGACAUUUUCGGAUCAACGUGUCCACCUUCUACAGGGACUUCAUAUCUUGGCAGUGGAAGGACAUAACCCGUGUGGUCAACCAGGCCAAACACCACGACGAGCUGCUUAUCGGGAUCGAAGUGGCUUCGCAAGGGCCCCAGCCAUGGAAGGAGCUCCUGUCAGACCGCUCACCCUACAUCUUGGUCUACGCCAAUGACUCUGCCAUUUCAGAACCGGAGAGCGUGGUAGCCACCCUCCAGAGACACCAUUCAGUGGGAGGGCAGGGCUCCAUUUCACACGGCUUCCAUAAACUGGGACUGCGCGAGCGAAACAACACUGAACAAGAGAAGCCACAGCCCAGACAUAAGCGCUCGGUGAACGUUCUGCUCCCGUUGCAAAACAACGAGCUUCCUGGGCCCGAGUAUCCGUACGAGACUACCGGGUGGGAUGAGACGAGUCCAUACGAGCCUUUUGAAAACAAGCAGGCCCGUCGGCCACGUAAAAAGACGCGCAAGAAUCAGCGGCACAAGAUGCCCUUACUGCAGUUCGAUGAGCAGACAAUUAAAAAGGCGCGAAAGAAGCAGUGGAACGAGCCCAGGAACUGCGCGCGGAGGUACCUUAAAGUGGACUUUGCCGACAUUGGAUGGAGCGAAUGGAUUAUAUCCCCCAAGUCGUUUGACGCCUACUACUGCUCAGGGUCCUGCCAGUUCCCCAUGCCAAAGGCUCUGAAGCCCUCUAACCAUGCCACCAUCCAGAGCAUAGUGCGGGCAGUGGGUGUCGUCCCAGGCAUCCCUGAGCCGUGCUGCGUCCCAGAGAAGAUGUCUUCCCUCAGCAUCCUCUUCUUUGAUGAGGACAAGAACGUGGUGCUGAAAGUCUACCCCAACAUGACUGUAGAUUCCUGCGCCUGUAGAUAGUUUUUUUUUCUUUCCUUCAAAGCCUGUUCACAUAAAACUACAGAAAAGAAAAAAAAUCAACACACGCAGCCAAACAACACUCUCUCCUCCUGUUUCUUUAGUCAUACGCUCAUUCAUUUAAAAACACCCGUUGAACACAACUUCCCUUUUGCACUGGAGGAGAGGACUGGCUGCUGUUCCAGGUGAAGAGGAGUCUGGUCUGUUCAUGGGAAGGAAUGGAUCGCGCGAGUUAUCAUCGUGGACGACAACUGGGAUGGAAAGUCAGGUCUCCACGCUCCAAUGUCACCGCCGGCAACGCCGUUUGUCUUUGUCUUUAUCAUCGCUGCUCAGUUGGGCGAUAGCAGGGUGAACGCAAUCAUAAAACUCAUUAUCAAGAUAUACAAAUACCGAUUGAGGCGUAAGAGACAAAAACUGAAGGAAGAAUCACUUUUCAGGAAAAACGAUCUGUUUGAACUGAUACUUCUGAGGUUGUGUGCGGGGGGGGGGGGCAUUCUCAUCUUUCUCUUCUUCAUAGCUUGAAGUUGUCUUUGGUCAUUACCACAAAGUCACCUCUGCUCGCACUUGCAUGGUUUUUGUUACUAUGUGUAUGUAUUUAUGUCUGUACUAUCACUGUGUUAUUCACUAUACGAGAAGUUAUUGUAUAAUUAUUGGUUUGGCUGCUAUAGAGAGAUAUAUAAGGUUCCAAAGCCAGAAUUGUGUUGUAGACGGUAGAUAGCCUUACAUAUUUGUGUUUAGAUCACUGCCCCCUUGUUGUACAGAACCCACAUUUUAAGAGUUUAUUAUAUUUGGCAGAGUAAGCUACUUUUCAUUUGUGGUCUUCAUUUACAGUUGGAAAAGGGAGUUUUUUGAAGAGACCCACAGUACCGUUGCUUUGCCAGGAAAAUGUUUGAGCUUAAUGAGAUUUCAUUUUGAAAGGUAAAGGGAUAAAUCAUACUGUAUCAAAAUUGAGAAACUACUACACUGAACAACGUCUGUCACCGUGUGUUUAUUACAAGUGCAAAACCACAGGACUCUAAAAGCCACUUGACGCUUGUGUGGAAUUUCAAAACCCUUGUUGGACCUGAUAAGCUCAUGAAGAAAUCAGAUAAGUCAUGAGCCUUAUCAGGCACCGAGGAUUAAUAUUAGCGGUUUCAAGGAGCCUGAUAUCAGGCUGAACUUGUUUGUUUUUGGCAUUGGUAAAGUUCAGAACAUGUUGUCAUUGCAUAAUGUUUAAAAUUAUGCACCGUAUUUACAGCAUAGAACAACAUUUAUGAAGAAAAACUAUUAUGAACUCCAUGAAUGCUUCUAGAAAUUCGUUUUUAUCAACUAAGAUACCAAAAAAUCUCUAUCAAGUCAAUAUACAGUGCUGGUCUGGAAUUAGUUUUGUCUUACAUAUCACGAAAGCUCAUAAUUUUUGGUUUUAACGGUUUUCAUGGAAAAAUGCCUUGAUAUUUUUAAAAGUUGAGAUGGGUUAAAAAUCUUACUUUCACCUGGAUGUUACGCUCUCAAGCAUCUAAAAACCGUUAACCGUAGUUUACAGAAAUUGGUGUUGUGUAGUGGCAAAGACACCAUAGAAAAUGCUUCUGCUAAUAGAAAAUAAAUCUGAAAAUGGAGAGAAAACAGAAAUGAGCAUUGCAUUGUGCGCCAGAGUCCAUUAAAGUCAUUAAAAAUUGAGCUGCAGAGAUUUUAAAACUCAGUUU